AUGGCGGAACGUGCAGCGUUUUCAGUACAUUAUUCCUGUGCUCGUGUGUUACCCCAUACGUUGGGGAAUACUGCGAAAUCAUGGCCUCGAACGUCUGCUACCCCAAUCCUUGUCAAAAUGGCGGUACAUGCUCAAUCAGCGGAUCGUCAACGCACGAAUGCCUGCAAUCCCAGUCCGUGUCUAAAUGGCGGAAUGUGCUCGAUUAGCGGAACAUCGUAUUCAUGUUCGUGCCCAUCUCCGUACUCGGGAAAUACCUGCGAAACAUUUCUAGUGUGUGAUCUCAGUCCAUGUCUAAACGGUGGAACUUGUCGUCCCAGCGGAACAUCGUAUUCCUGUACGUGCCCAUCGUCAUAUACUGGCGACCAAUGCCAAACACAAACAAUAACUGCUGCAUGUUAUCCAAAUCCUUGCCUAAACGGGGGUACGUGUUCAGUUAGUGGUACAUCUUUCGUGUGCGCCUGCGCAGAACCUUAUACCGGCAAUACCUGCGCAGAACUUACUGCAACGCCGUGUAUUUCCAAUCCUUGUCUGAAUGGAGGCACGUGUUUCACUAGCAGUAAUCACGAUAGGUUUUUCUGCGCGUGUACAACUGGGUGGACGGGUUCGACCUGUGGCACGUUUGCGAACCAAACUCCGUGUUCGUCACGUCCAUGUGUGAAUGGUAUGUGCACUAGCACAGGAACUACGGAUUACACUUGUCAUUGUAGUGAAGGGUGGACAGGAGUCAAUUGCGACGUGGAAGCUGGUCCUACCCAUCCUUGUAGUAAUUCACCCUGUGAGAACGGAGUGUGUUCAGUAGACGGCGAUGGGUACGUGUGUGUCUGUUUCACUGGCUACUCUGGACAUCACUGCGAAGUGAUAGUGUAUCCGUGCAACAGUGCCCCGUGUUUGAACGGUGGUACGUGCCUUAACAUCGGGACCACACAGUUCCGGUGCAGCUGCCCAUCGACUUUUACUGGUACUAUUUGUGAUUCGCCGGUGAAUCCAUGCCUCAGUAGUCCCUGUCAAAAUGGCGGUUCUUGUAUCAAUAGUUUGACUUCAUUCGAAUGCAGGUGCCCGGCGCGUUGGACAGGCAGUCUUUGCCAAAUAGAAAUCAACCCAUGCAAUAGCAAUCCAUGUAGGAAUAAUGGUCUGUGUUUGAAUAACUAUGAUUCGUUCACGUGUUCCUGCCAGUCUUCGUGGACCGGGACAUAUUGUGAAACAGGUAUUGCAUGGAGUUAUUUUGCUUUGUGUAUAGCUAUGUAUUCUUAG
Molecule: messenger RNA, 1251 nt
Organism: Saccoglossus kowalevskii
Lineage: Eukaryota; Metazoa; Hemichordata; Enteropneusta; Harrimaniidae
Biological process (GO): establishment or maintenance of epithelial cell apical/basal polarity; heterophilic cell-cell adhesion; axon guidance
Cellular component (GO): cell surface; plasma membrane; signaling receptor complex
Molecular function (GO): calcium ion binding
Source: RefSeq, a predicted model, not a curated record